Messenger RNA from Sinocyclocheilus grahami, 994 nucleotides. RefSeq names its product predicted GPI-anchored protein 58. The record is from RefSeq and is a predicted model, not a curated record. The transcript is spliced from 5 exons. NCBI's taxonomy places the organism in Eukaryota, Metazoa, Chordata, Actinopteri, Cypriniformes, Cyprinidae. The coding region runs from base 1 to 954 and encodes 317 amino acids.
AUGGUAGUUUGUCACGUGCGCACUGAGAGAAUCUGGCUUUACGACACCGCCAUAAAGAGUGUGCCGAGGAAGACACUUUCGCUACUAAUAACACUUCGGGUUUCUGCAGUAAAGAUGGCAGCCUCUUUGCUCAGGGUAGGACGGCUCGGAUCUCUCAGGUGUCUCCAGACGGAGGGCUUGAGCUCUAUCAGAAGAGCUCCUGCUGUCGCUUUCAGCUCCAGAUCUGGGGACAGCAAGAAGUCCAAAAAGUCCAACAAAGAAAAAGCAGCACCAAAAACUUACUUCGAUAUAGAAAAACUUGUCCAGCACAGAUCAUAUGUGGAAUUCCCCAAGAAGGAGGUUGCAGCUUCGGUUACUGCUGCCUCUACAGAAGCUGCAUCUGUUGCUGCCCCUGCACCUAAACCAGUUGUAACUGCCACCGCGCCUGCAGCCGAAGCCGCUGCUCCCAGAGCUGAAGCCAUUGCCCCCGCAUUUGAAGCCAUUCCUGUAGUUGAAGCCGCUGCCCCUGUAGUUGAAGCCACUCCUGUAGCUGAAGCCACUGCCCCUGAAGUUGAAGCCACACCUGCAGCUGAAGCCAUUGAGCUUACACCUGAGGCCACAGUUUGCCCUCCAGAAACUAUUGCUGAAACUGCAUCCCCUGCAGUUGAAGCUGCAGCUCCUGAAGCCCCUGCUGCACCGGCCUCUGAAGAUGCACCUACAGAAGACGCCCCUGUCCAGGAAGCAGUUGCUGAGGUUGUAGAAGCUGUCAGUGAAGUAGUUGCAGAAGUUGUGGCGGAAGCUUCCCCAGUUGUAGAGGCUGUUGCUGAGGUAGUUGGAGAAUCUGGCCCUAUUGAGGCGGUUGCAGAGGCAGCUCCUGCUGAAGAGCUGAUAGAUCCUGCCCCUGUGAUCUCAGAUGCUACUGAAGUUCCAGCAGAAGUUGUGGAGACGCCUGAGGGUACUCACCAUCCCCUAUAACCCCCUUUCAUAUAUUGGGAUGCAGCAAAAUUUUGAAAGC